AUGUACCAGAAGCUGCUCUUCAGGGUUUCUCCAGACCGUGACCUGGAUGAGCUGGAGGGAAGGCGGGGGGAUGCUGCUCCCCUCCCUCCCUCGCUGUCUGCCUCGCUCGCCGCGGCCGGAGCAGCGCGCAGGCGGCACUGGCAGCCCCGGCCGGGCGGCACGGCGGGCUGGGGCGCGGAGCCCUGCGCAGCGCUGCGGAGCCCAGCGGGCUCCGGCCGCCCCCCGAGCCCCCCGCCGGGGCAGCCGGCGCGCCGGUUUUGGAGGCUCGUUUUGCAGUGGCUGAACGCUGACACCAUGGCGCCGAAGCUCCCAGGAAUGGGGCCCUUCUCCCUCCUCAGCCUAGGAGUCCUAGUUCUGCUUCUGGCUCUUCCUGCUGAUGCUGGGCUCUCUCAGAAGCACGUCUCAGACGUGGUGGAUGACAGCAAAGACAACAUCACCAUUUUCACGCGCAUCCUGGACAGGCUCUUGGAUGGAUACGACAACCGCCUGCGGCCUGGGCUCGGAGACAGUGUAACCGAAGUCAAGACAGACAUUUACGUGACGAGUUUCGGCCCUGUCUCGGACACAGACAUGGAGUACACCAUUGACGUCUUUUUCCGGCAAUCCUGGCGAGAUGAAAGGCUGAAGUUUGAUGGUCCCAUGAAGAUCCUUCCCCUGAACAACCUGCUGGCCAGUAAGAUCUGGACUCCUGACACCUUCUUCCACAACGGGAAGAAAUCUGUCGCCCACAACAUGACAACACCCAACAAGCUGCUGCGCCUGGUGGACAAUGGCACCCUCCUGUACACCAUGAGGCUGACCAUCCACGCCGAGUGCCCCAUGCACCUGGAGGACUUCCCAAUGGACGUGCACGCCUGCCCCCUGAAAUUUGGGAGCUAUGCCUACACAAAGACAGAGGUGAUCUACACCUGGACCCUGGGGAAGGAUAAAUCCGUGGAAGUAGCCAAGGGUGGAUCUCGCCUGAACCAGUAUGACCUGCUGGGCCAUGUGGUUGGGACAGAGAUGGUUCGAUCCAGCACAGGGGAAUACGUCGUCAUGACCACACACUUCCACCUCAAGAGGAAGAUUGGGUACUUUGUGAUCCAGACCUACCUGCCCUGCAUCAUGACCGUCAUCCUGUCCCAGGUGUCCUUCUGGCUGAACAGGGAGUCCGUCCCUGCCCGCACGGUUUUUGGUGUCACCACGGUGCUCACCAUGACCACACUAAGCAUCAGCGCCAGAAACUCAUUACCCAAAGUGGCGUACGCGACGGCCAUGGACUGGUUCAUAGCCGUCUGUUAUGCCUUUGUGUUUUCUGCGCUGAUCGAGUUCGCCACCGUCAACUACUUCACCAAACGCAGCUGGGCCUGGGAUGGCAAGAAGGUGCUGGAGGCCCAGGAGAUGAAGAAAAAAGAGCCGGUGGCACUGGCGAAGAAAACCAACAACACCUACAACAUCGUUGGCACCACCUACGCCCUGAACAUCGCCAAGGAGCCCGGCCUGCCCACCAUCUCCAAGAGCGCCGCUGCCGCUGCCACGGCCACCAGCGUGCCCCCGAAGAUGCCCCGCCUGGAGGAGAAGCUCCCCGAGAGCAAGAAGACCUACAACAGCGUCAGCAAGGUAGACAAGAUGUCCCGCAUCGUCUUCCCAGUCCUCUUUGCCAUUUUCAACUUGGUCUACUGGGCCACCUAUGUGAACCGGGAGUCAGCUAUCAAGGGAAUGAUCCCCAAACAGUAAAACCGGUCACACAAACCUUCCAUCAGUGAGCAUCAUCCCAGCAGGAAUUCUCCAGGGCUUUCUUCUUUUCUUGUUUUGUUUAAUUAUUAUUGUUCAUUUUACUAUUAUUAUUAUUAUUAUUAUUAUUAGGUCAUUCUUUUAUAAUGUAAACAAAACUGUGGUUUUAAUUUAAUCCCAUAUACUUUGGUUUCGUUUACUUUGAUGAUGAAAGUUAAAAAAAAAACUAAGGGAUCAUAACAAGUUGUGCCUCUUAACAUCUUAAGUCUGCUGUCACCCAUCUGACCAAGUCACCCUGUGCUGCCAUCUCUCCUCUGCCACCUCCUGUGGUCCCCCCAUGGUCUUCACGCCUCUGCCAUUUCAUGCUGUCCCCAGGGGCCGCUGCUCUGGGGCUCCUCCUCCUCUGUGAUGGGCUGCCCUAGCAUGGGGGAUGCUCCUGGACACCUGAGCUCCAGGGUGUGCCAGUCACUCAGCCAGGCUCCUCUUCAGUGCCUGGCACUGUACACCCGGGCUGUGAGUGCAGGUGAGCUGGUCACCUGUGGGGAUGAGGGAGCAGCGUGGCAUGGGCCAGCUCGUAGCCCAGUGCCUGCUGGGGCAAAGCCACCACUGCUGUGGUCCCCAGAGCCAUUGCAGGGGUGGAACGGGGUGGCAGCAUCUUGUAGGUAUUGCAGGUCUUACUCCUCUCUGUCUUCACCAAAUCCAUCCUCUCUCCAGACAAGAACAGGUGCGAAAGGUCCUGUCUGCCUGCCAUCCUACACGCUUGGGGCAGUUCCUGUUGGCAGGAAGUGUGGCUCCUACCAGGGAAAUCAUUUUUCUCAGCAUCAGUCAGGAAGUCAAGACAGAAGCCUUGGAAGAGACGGUGGCUGUGAGGCUGCACGCAUUCAGCGUCAGGACUGGAAACCACAGAGGUCAUGUUCACAUGGGGGGUCUGUCACUUUCUCUUGGCCCCAUCCACUUACCCUUCUUAGCAUUUCCUCUCUGUCCCACCCCCUUCUUCCAGCUUCCCAUCCAUCUUCCUCUGGCUACUCGGCAGCCCUCAGUGGCAUCUCAGUGCUCACACGAGGAUUUAGGCAGGCCAGCUCCCUCCUCUUGGGUAAGCCAUGCUGAUGGGGAGGAGCAGAGCCUGGGGAAGUCCAGCUCAUGGUACAUCCCUGCUCUGGUGCAGGAUGUUCCCUGUGGGACCCACCGCAGGGAUGAGGCAGGGGACAGGUGGUCCCCAGGACUCUCCCUGCCCCUGGUGAGCUGGUGCAUCCUCAGCACCGUGGGAAAGCAGCAGAAGGGGCUCUUUGGAAGAGCAGGGUGACACUUCUGUCCCAUAGAGCCAUGAGAGCCAGGUGCCAUCCCACAAAGCAGCUGAGGUAAGACCCAGUCUAACACCUGCACACUCUUCCAAGGGAAGCCCUCCAGUGCCUUGGAGAGAGGCUUUUUCUCCCUUCUGACCACCACAGUGGACCCAAACCAGUGUUUGUCCCCUUCCCAGCAGCAGCACAAAGUGGUGACACCCAAGCCAUCUGUCCCUGGGUCCAUGGGCACGCUGUCCUGAUGCAAGCAAGGACAUCCCAUGCCUGAUGCUUCCUUGCCCCCAGCCCGUGGGUAGCACAGUCCUGCUGCCACAGUGGGAAGCCUCCCUCUGCCCCUCUGGCUGGCCCCCAGAGCUGCCCCCAGCACAUUUUGGGCUCAUGCAGCCAAGCCGAGGCCCCAGCACCCCCAGCGUGGUGCCUUCAGCAUUGCUUUGAGCCGCUGUGCCAGGCUUAGUUUCCCCCUGCCUGUGCAGGAGCCGGGCUGAGCACAAGGCACAGGAUUUGCCCCACCUGGAAUAUCCAUGGGGGCGGCAGGAUGGAGUGAGGAGGGCCAGGGCACUUCUUCCUGCAGCACUGGUGGCACUGGUGCAUGUCCUGCCUGUCCCUUACCAAUCUCGCUGGCUCAACAGCAGUGCAGUCAUUCCCCUGCCUACAGCUGAGAUUUGGAGGGGAGUUUGGAGAUGUUUAGUCCAGUCCCAGUGUCUUGGGUCCACAAGGAAACCCACGUGGCUGGCAACAUUGGGAAAGAGGAACCAGACCCCCCCCACGCCAAGCUGCUGCUAAGGAAACCAGCUCUGUCCACAUCCUCUCUCACAGCAUCUGCACCCCAAACCAUGUCAUUUCUACAGUGCCUUUCAUCCCCAAGGGCUCCCUGAUGGGUGGGAAGGCCCAGGAGCUCCCUUCCUCUGCCUGCAGCAUCGGGGUGGAGGAGCAGAGGGGAGGGUGCACCAUCCCCAGCCCUUCUGCUGGGCAGGGAGGACAUCCUGGCUUCUUUGGCACCUGGUUCUACUUGGCUUGGGCCUGCUGCUGCUGCUGCAGCCACCCCACUAGGACAUCCCAGCUGCCCCAUCACUGCCUCGACGUGUCCCCAAGCCCCUCGCCGCCGAGGCACCCCGUGCUCCCUCCACCGUCCCUCCAGCAGUGAGGUCCCUUCCUGCCACCCUUCUGCUCUCUGGGCUCUCCAGUGGGGAGGGCUACAGCUGUUUGUUUUGGAAACAUUUUCUUAAAUAAGCUAGGUGAAGGGUGGUUUCAUAAACCAUUCAUGUCACUGUAAUACUCAGGCCUGAGUGAAUGGAAUAGAAACCCCACAACAAGCAAAAGCGACACAAUGAAAUGGUCACAAAGAGUACGUUGUGUUUACUAAUGGAAUUAAAGCAAGUUUAGAUACUGCAUCCAGUGACUUAGCUGACUUAGCUGGCCCUGCUGCAGAUGUGGUUUCCUCUGCUAGCCUGGGAAUUCCCCAAAAUCCCUUCUCCCCCAAGAGCCACGUCGCUGUCUGUCAGUCCCUGCUUUGUAGAGCUCUCCCUAAAUUAUCAGCUCUUACCAUCAGCUGCUCAGCAGCCCAAGCACCCCGGGGCUGCCUUUGCUGCCUGCCCAGGUGGGCUCAGUGCUGUGGGGUGAUGCUCAGGAGAGGGGCUGGGUCUCUCUGAAUUGGGGCAGUGCCUGAGCCUCCUCCCUCCCUUCCUGCUGUGAUCCAACCGCUCUCACUGACCUGCCAGGGUGAAUUCCUGCCUGUACCUCCCCACAGUCCUUCCCUCUUGUCCCUCCCCAGGACACUGCCCACUGCUCUGGCUUGCCCAUGACACCCAUCUGCUGGCUCAUCUUUGCUCUCCCAAAACCUUUUCCUGAUAAGAGGCUGCCUUCCUGUGUCUGUGUGAGCACACCUCGAAAGCCAAGUCUAUUCCCAAGCAAAGCCUGGCAUGGGCUCCGAGUCUUUUUGCCAGCUGGAAGCAGAAAUACCGGCAUCCUUUGGUUAAAGACAACAAACCAAACAGGAUUUCUAGUUUGGCUUCCAAGCAGGAAAGCAUUUCGGGAAGAUAGUUAUAAAUAAGUGGUUUAACAUCUCCUGCCAGCAGACAUCACAGAGAAGAUAAUGUUCUUUUUUUAUAAAACUGUCAGUGACUCAAAUUAGGACUUUUCCUUCCCAGUUAACAUGAGGCUGUUGAUGGGGGCUUCUUCUAAGAGCUUGCCAGCCCAGAGCUAACCUAGCACCAAUUACUGGAGGUUAGGCUUGCUGUGAUGGCAUAUAAGGGCUCCAUUUUUGUAGCUGAUCCUGUACAGAAAUUCAUCUGUAUAUGGCCACUGAUAAUCUAAUCUACAGCUGUGCAGAGAGCGGACACUUCAUUUCACCGUGAACCUCAACACUCCACUAUUUCUCUUCUUCUGGCACGGCCCAAACUUCCCUGACUUGAUGAGAAUCACCCAGGCAGGAAUUGGAAGUCUUUGAGGGUGAUAAAAAUGAUCUGUUCAGUCUGCACUCUUGUUUUGCAGCUUGCACUGCCUGGGAAACACAGAGCGCAGUCCCAGGCUGCAGCUGCUGCUGGAAGUGUCAGAGGGACAUUUGGGCACAGGCAGCUCGCCCCUUCCCUCUUCUGAAACCACACACGGGCAGCAGAGAGCUGAGCCUGGGGAGGCAGGGACAGCUCAUCUGGGGUCCCUCAGCAGGCAGGGACAGUAGCACAUGGUCACUGAGAGCUCCACUUUAGUGUUAGCACGGAGAACAUCCCUGUGGGGUGACAGGAGAGGGCUGGGGCAGAGGUACUCCCUCAGUGCCACCUGUUCUCCUAAGGGGCUGAUGAAGUUACCCUCACAGAACAUCUUGAAAGCUUCUCAAACAUCACCCAGCCAGGCUGUGACGCUCAAGACAGAGCUUCCCUGCUCUCCUUUGUACACCCAGCUCAGCCUAAGCAAAGCUGGCUGCACCACAGCCAACUCAGUCCCCCUGUGCUGAUCCCUGCCAGCUCGGUGGCACUGGCAGGGUCCUGGUUCGCUUGCUGCAGCACAUCCCUGUGCAAGCAGACCCCAGGCUGGCUGUUCCCAGGCACAAGGUUGUCCCCAGCCUGUCCCUGCAAGCCCAUCCUGUGGACACCAGGUGCAUUCAUUUCUCAUCUGCCACCUUGAUUUCUUCCAUCCAUGUCUUGGAUUCCUUUUAGCCGUCCCUUGGGCAGGAUCACAUCACAUCCCAGGAAAUGGUUUCUCCUGUUACAGGUCAGCUCUCCUAGGGAGAGCCUCUGUUCUGCUGAGAAUCCCUCUGACACCUUCAGAAACCUGGGGCUGCUGCCUCUCCCAGAGGAUCCAGGAGAGUUCCACAGCACAGAGGGUGCUCUCCCAGCAGGCUUUCCUUGGGAUGUGCUAGUGCCCCCCUCCCAUGUUCUUGGUCCUGCGAGUGGUGGAGAGCUAGGGUGGGGCUGUCACAGCGCGUAGUGUCCGGCCAGUCCCCAGUCCAGGCCCUCUUCCCCAAAUUUUGUCCCUCCCUGGGGCCACACUUCAGCCCACCCGAUCAGACACCUGUGUGGAUUUUGCAGACUGCAGAGAAACAUUUCCAUGACUCCUGUUGAGGUUGGGGAGGGCUCAACCACGGCAAGGGACACACUGAUGGAAACAUAAGUGCUCUGUUAAUAUCAAAGUAGGGAGAAAAAUCAUCCAAGCAACUCACCAAUCCUCUCCAUAUCAAGCUACACUACUUCUGAAGGUAGUUUUGGCAAGAGGCCACAGCGCAGAUGGAAUCGAUGGCUCCGAGGUAUAAAUAUUUACUGUUUGACCUUGUUAUUGUUCCAUCAGCCAAAGGUUUUUACAUACAUAUAUAUAUAUAUAUAUAUACACAUGCUUGUGUGUAUAUUUGUGCUCACAAACUCUUUACAUCUCAACAUCAAACCUCAUUGUCUUUGAAAGAUAGAAUGGCCACCACUUUUAAUUAUUUUAUUUCCCUCUCAUUCUCUUUGCUAAAUCUUCUAGAUUGAGGUGAACCCUCUCCACUGGGCUUUGGGAGGCACAGGGAAUAAAGGGAGCGAGGGAAAAGAGCCUCUCCCCACUCUGGGGGCUCAGUGCAGGCUUGUUGCAUGGACCAAGGUCACUGCUGGCAGUGCUGCCCAAUAUCUUUCAGUAAAACUUGGUCCCUAAUUUCACACAGCCCUGCCCCAGACACUGGGAUGUUCCUGAGAUGGCUUUUUUAACAGCUGAGUGCUACAAGCAGUUGGUCCUCAUCCCAUUGCACAGCCAGGCAGUGUGCAGUGUGAGGUGUCCACCCUCAGUCUGCUUCAGGAGGGAGCACAAAACCUGGUGGGAUCCCCUCCAGCUGUCCCUGGCUAGAGGAACACUUUGGCCUCUCCUGCCAAGCACAGGGGAGCUCUGGCACUUGGCCUCUGCUCACUGCUUGUCCAGGUGGGAUGCAGGGAUGCCUGACUGUGUGCUGAUUGUGGGAGGUGUCAGCAGGAGCACAGGCUGCUGCUGCUGCUGCUGUCCUGCUCUCAGCACAAGCAGGACCGUGUUGGGUGGCCUGUGAGCCGUGGGGCCGUGGUGAGCAGCCCCUCGCAGAGGUACCCAGCGUCAGCUCCCUCAGCAUCACCCCUGCCUCUCCCCCUGGCUUAGAAGAACCAUUCAGGCAGUGAUCCUGCAACUGCACUUGUAGCUCCUCAGUUUCCUCCUCUGCUGCUGGACAGAGGCUGUGGCAGGCAGCAGCGAGGGCCUUGUGGUGUCCCAGCUGGGAGAAUGAAGGAUGUCACCAAUUCUUGUCCUGGGUCUGUGCCUGCCUCCCACCACGGAAAUCUGCUUUACACAGUCUUGGGCUUGGGUUGGUCCCAGCACUGGGCCUGCCAUCCUUCACCACGAGUGGGGUGAUGCUGGUUUUCGCUUACGAAGCUCUAGGACAAAACAUGAUCUGGCUAUUCUGUCCUGCUCCUCGCUGUCCCAGUGCAGAUCUCUCCUGCACAAAACUUCACCAGCUCCAUCUGCCGAGAGAGGGAAGCCUGGAUCCAGGUUUGCUGCGUGAGCCAGGGUGCUCCCACAGUCUUUGAAGGCUCUUGGCUCUUGUCUUCAGUGCUGCUUGAAGGCCCUGUCAGCUUGAUAAGACCAUUGGCUCGUGCUGCACUGCGAGCUGCACUCUGUUUCCCCUGAAAAGUCUGUCGGUGCCUCCUGUGUUCCUGCAAGGCAUCCAGCAAAUGUAGCAGCAGCCAUACAUGGAAUGAUUUGAUUUUUGCAACCACAAAAAGUAGGGGCAGAGCUGGGAAACCUGAGUCACUGCCACACUGCCUCUGCCAGGCUGCAUUUAGAGUGGAAGGGUUCCUAUCUGCUGUCACCUGGGAGUUUCUCAGCCUCCCAAAUCCAGUCAGGUGGCCUCGAGCAUCCCCUCAUCAACUGGAUUUUCACUGUCAACUGACUCGGGGAUAGCUGCAGGCAAAUGUCCUACCUGAAGGUGAGGGCACCAGCUGCUCCUUUAGGUACUGAGAGUGGCACUAGCACCAUGCUAGGGCAGCCCAUCCUGAAAAAGAGCACACCCAGCAAAUCACCAAGGAACAUGAUCAUUGUCACUGCCUCAGGUCCAAUCCGUGCCCCAGCACGUCCUCAGCUUUGUUUUCCAUCUUGUGAGACUCUCUUUACACCACUAUGAGAAAGGAUCUAGCUGGCAGCAGUUUAAUGCAUGACAAUCCUGUUAUUACAGCUGUAAAUAAAUAACAACUAGGAAAAAAUUGCAUUUUUAAAAUUUUUUGUUGACUUUAUUUUCACUAUUGACUAGCUGGUAGCCACUUUCUUAAGGGAUUUCUCAUGGAAACUGUGACCUUUCUUCUCUCUAUUCCUCUCUCUCUCUCUUUCUUUCUGAGAUUUUUUUCUGUGUUUCAAAUGCUUUUUGGUGCAAUGUUCAAUGCCUGUUUGUAUUUUUGAAUUGUAUUUUUCAACCUUUGCUGGAAAAAAAAAAAAAGGCCCAUUCUAAUUGGCAGGAUUUUUAGUCCUGCCAUUUUUUUCAGCUUUUAGCUUUUUCAGUAAGUUAAAGCAAAGAAAAAUGCCUCAAAAAAUUACAGUGAAGUUCUGAGGAGAGAUUAGAAAACAUCAGAAACAAGAAGUACAUGAGUAAGAUCAGUGAGAUGAGUGGAGGAGGAGGAGGACUCUUGUGACACCUACUAACCUCCUGAUGUAGCACACAAGGUGGGACUAGACCUCUUCACUGAAUUAAAUCACUCUGCUUUUCCACUCUACCCACUCUCUCGAACUCCGAUCAAAACAAAUAAAAAUUCAUAUUUUAAAAAAAUAAA
This is a messenger RNA of Corvus hawaiiensis (hawaiian crow), 9259 nucleotides long. RefSeq names its product gamma-aminobutyric acid receptor subunit alpha-3-like. Gene Ontology annotation, molecular function: inhibitory extracellular ligand-gated monoatomic ion channel activity; transmitter-gated monoatomic ion channel activity involved in regulation of postsynaptic membrane potential; GABA-A receptor activity. Bases 1 to 1716 code for a protein of 571 amino acids. NCBI's taxonomy places the organism in Eukaryota, Metazoa, Chordata, Aves, Passeriformes, Corvidae. The transcript has 11 exons. Gene Ontology annotation, biological process: monoatomic ion transmembrane transport; nervous system process; gamma-aminobutyric acid signaling pathway. The record is from RefSeq and is a predicted model, not a curated record. Gene Ontology annotation, cellular component: synapse; neuron projection; GABA-A receptor complex.